Messenger RNA from Engraulis encrasicolus (European anchovy), 1415 nucleotides. RefSeq names its product zinc finger protein 239-like. The transcript has 8 exons. The record is from RefSeq and is a predicted model, not a curated record. Gene Ontology annotation, molecular function: RNA polymerase II cis-regulatory region sequence-specific DNA binding; DNA-binding transcription factor activity, RNA polymerase II-specific. Bases 58 to 1407 code for a protein of 449 amino acids. Gene Ontology annotation, cellular component: transcription regulator complex; chromatin; PcG protein complex. Lineage: Eukaryota; Metazoa; Chordata; Actinopteri; Clupeiformes; Engraulidae. Gene Ontology annotation, biological process: regulation of transcription by RNA polymerase II.
GCCGCACCAUCAUUCGUUGACUUGACAUUUCAUAUCAGCUUCACACCAGAGCACCAAAUGGCCUGUGAUAUGAUUGAGAUUUCUCGCCAUAUUAAUGCGAAUCAUAAGCAAGCCUGCAGCGACCUGGAGAAGGCCAGUCUAUUCAUCUCAGGAGCUUUGCAGAGUGAGAUCCAGAGGAACACAACUCUGCGCAUGUUAAUCCACCAUCUGAAAGAGAGGGCAGCUGAGAAUGGAAGGAGCCUAUCAGGGCAGUUGGAGUCCAACCGGCAGCUGAAGCUCCAGGUGAAUGAACUACAGAAACAACUGGAGGAUAAAGACAACUCACUAAUACAAGCCAAACAGAGUAUUGCUGUCCUGAAGAAUGAACUGGUGGACCUGAAACAGCAGCUGCAGAGCCACCAGAGUAAUCACAGGAUGAUUCAGGAAGUGACCGAGUGGCAACAGGAUGAGAGCCUGACCAAUAUUGUGAAAGAGGAGGAGUGUGUCCAGCAGAAUGUUCUUGUUGCAGUUAAAGAGGAAGAUGCUAAUGAUGCAUAUCCGUGUAGUCAGCCAGAUGAAACAGACGCCUCCACAGAACAGACACAGUCCUCAUCUGCAGACAUUAGAACGGAACUGGUACAGGAAGAAGAUGAAAAGUUAGCAAUGGAAAAGCACCAGCAGGACAUUCACACAGGAGAGGAUCCUCAUCUCGAACAAGACCAGAACACGCGCACAGGAAAAACGCCCCACCACCACAAACAUCAUGGCAAACGUGCUACGAGGACAAACACUCCCUCCGCACGGAAGCGCUCUCACAAAGGGCAGAAGAUCCACCAUUGUGGAGAAUGUGGGAAGAAUUUCACACAAGCAGUCAGCCUGAGGAUGCACCAGCUCAUUCACACAGGAGAGAGGCCACACCGCUGUGACCAAUGUGACAGGUCUUUCACACAAGCAGUCAGCCUCAGGAGGCACAAGCUCAUCCACACGGGAGAAAAGCCACACACAUGCACUGUAUGCAAGAAAGGUUUUAUUCAGUUGGAGCAACUCAAAACGCACCUGCAUCUUCACACGGGAGAGAAGCCGUACUAUUGUGCACAGUGUGGGAAGCGAUUCACGCAAGAGCGGCACCUCAAGAUGCACAGCCUCAUCCACACGGGCAAGAAGCCCCACCAGUGUACCGAGUGCGGCCAAUCUUUUCAGCAUGUUGGAGGCCUUAGAGUGCACCUGCGCCUUCACACAGGGGAGAAGCCGUACUGUUGUGACCAGUGUGGCAGGACUUUCACGCAGGCAGGAAACUUCAGGAAGCAUCAGCGCGUCCACACAGGACAGAGGCCCCACCAAUGUACGCAGUGCAACAAAGGUUUUACUCAGUUGGACCAACUAAGAGAGCACAUGAAGCGCAUUCACACAGAAGACGAGGCCCACUAACUAAGAAG